This is a messenger RNA of Photinus pyralis (common eastern firefly), 585 nucleotides long. RefSeq lists its product as uncharacterized. Lineage: Eukaryota; Metazoa; Arthropoda; Insecta; Coleoptera; Lampyridae. Bases 1 to 585 code for a protein of 194 amino acids. The record is from RefSeq and is a predicted model, not a curated record. The transcript has a single exon.
AUGGCGAAUUCGGUCAGCGAGGAAAUGCAAAGAAUAAAAAAUAUAAUCAGUAGAAUGAGAACGGAAACUGACAUUAAGGUUAACGAAGAGCUCAUAGAUUCGGUUACAAAACCUGGCGAAAAUUGGGUUGGAGAAAUUUACAGUGUUAAGGCAAGUCGGUAUCAAUCCUCGGAAAAUCUUUUUUUAGUAAUAAAAAUUGCCCCCUAUGAUUUAACGUACAGGAAAAUGUUUAAUGCUGCCUCCUUGUUCCAACGUGAGAUAUACUACUAUGACAAGAUAAUACCGGAAUGCAUAGCAAUACAGCGAGAAAGACGCAUAGCAAAGAUCUUUCAUCCGUUCCCAAGGCACUACUUCUCGUCAAAGAAAGAUCUGGAGGAGGCUAUAGUGAUGGAUGAUAUGAGACAGAAGAGCUUCAUUGUCGGGAAUCACCGCCAGAUAGUGGAUUACGAAACCGCUCUUUUGGUUAUGAAGACCUUAGGAAAGUUUAAUGCAUUGUCGUUUGCAAUUAAAGAACACAAUCCGGACGUGUUUGAGGAAAUAAGGUUAAAUUGUGAAGACAACUUCUUGACAAGUCCGCCAUUGUAA